AUGUCUUCUUCUGCAGAUCAACAACAUCAUCACGAACAUAAUGGCCAAUGCUGUGGUGGAAAUCAUCAACAAGCACAACACUUGACUGUUAACGAUGUAUCACCUAACACUCUUUCUGGUGAUGAAUCAGAAUUCAAUUCGGGAUCCUCUCAUAACACAAAGAAGAAAGUCUCUGGUAUUAGUAUUAAGAAGAAAUCAUCUACUUCAUCAUUGGGUGAAGCAGGUUGUUCCCAUCAAAUUGAUUAUAGUCAACUUAGUGCUGCUAAUAAUCAAAAUCCAAAUCUUUCUCGUCCAGAACCAUCUGAUCCUAAUGUUUCUUACACCAUUGAAGGUUUAUUACAAAAGAAACCAGCUGGUAUUAAUGUACCUAUUCAAUUCGAAGAAGAAUUCACUGAAGAAGAACUUGUUGCUCAACAAAGUUAUGAAAAGUUGUUGAAUAACAAUAAGGAAUUUGUUUCAGACAAGUUGGGUUCUGAUCCUGACUUUUUCAAUAGAAUCAAGGAUGUUCAAAAACCAGAUUACAUGUUAAUUGGUUGCAGUGACAGUCGUGUACCUCCUGAUCAAUUGACCAAGACCCAACCAGGUCAAAUUUUCAUUCACAGAAAUGUUGCCAACUUGGUUGUCAAUACUGAUGUUAAUGCCAUGUCAGUUUUACAAUAUGCUGUUGAAGUUUUGCAAGUUAAACACGUCAUUGUUAUGGGUCACACUCGUUGUGGUGGUGUUAUGGCUGCUUUGACAAACAAGCAUUUGGGUUUAAUUGACCACUGGUUGAGAAAUAUUAAGGAUGUUUAUCGUCUCCACAAGGCAGAAGUUGAUGCCAUUGAGGAUAAGGAUAAAAAGAUCCACCGUAUGAUUGAACUCAAUAUUAUUGAACAAACUCUCAAUCUCUGUAAGACUAGUGUUGUACAAAAUGCUUGGGCCAAGGGAAGAACAUUACACGUCCAUGGUUGGUUGUGUGAUAUUGAAACUGGUCUCAUUAAGGACUUGGAAAUUGAAGAAAAGCGUUGGAAGGAAAUUGAAAGCAUUUACAAAUACGAUUUUGAACUCUAA
Messenger RNA from Naegleria gruberi, 1050 nucleotides. RefSeq lists its product as uncharacterized. Gene Ontology annotation, molecular function: zinc ion binding; carbonate dehydratase activity. Gene Ontology annotation, biological process: carbon utilization. The transcript has a single exon. Bases 1 to 1050 code for a protein of 349 amino acids. NCBI's taxonomy places the organism in Eukaryota, Heterolobosea, Eutetramitea, Acrasida, Naegleriidae. The record is from RefSeq and is a predicted model, not a curated record.